UUCUUAAAUGGAUUUAUUUGUUGGAGUAUAAGGUAUAUUAAUUCUCAACAACUCAAGGUCAGAAAGUACGAAAUAUGGAGCAUAACCGAAACAUCAUUCCUGUGGACGUAUUACGGUUUUAUGGUAGGCUUGAAAUGGAAAUAAAUAAACCCACGCUCGAUUUACCAAAUCUGCCGACCACCGAUGAGAUCGCUUUAAAAAUGGCUAAUAAAGUGUGUUUGAGGAAUUCUGCUCAAACUAAGCAGGAAAUAUCUCUAGAUACUUCAAUAUCUUCUGACAAAACAAUAGUCCCUGAUACUAACUCACGCAAUGUUCAUAUUCCUUACAUACUCAACGGUGAAUUGUUUGAGAUACAGACUCAAGACGGUGAAAAUGUAACUGUGAAAUGUUGCAAUUGCCCACCAGAUCGCGUAUAUCGUGGUAGCGUGCGAUCCACAGGCAAUUUCCAUAUGCAUAUAAAGAGACGUCAUCCCGAUUUAAUGGGAAAAAUAUAUGAUAUGAAAGUGAAUGCCUUGGUAGAGAGGAGAGAUCGAUUUCUGCGCAAUCGUAAAUCCACGCGCCGUCGUAAUACCAACGUCAAUGGAAGUAGGACAUCUUCAUCGCGGAAUGAACAGCGAUUGGCAUACCCGGUGCAACCAACUUCAGAAUUAUUUAAAAUUAAAGCCGCGUUUCAACGGCAUCAACUACAGCAACAACAACAAAAUCGUAUUCAACAAGAUCAAAACCAGCAACAACAGAAAAGGGAGAAAAAUUCGAGCAUCUUGCAUAAGUGGAAUGUGAUCGAUCACUUUCUCAUUACACCUGCUUUUGAGAGAGCACGUGAUAUAACACUAAUGGAAGCCUAUAAUGAGCAACCACUCAAUUACAGUCUCAAGCAAAACACCGUUGCAAAUAUGAGUUGUACAGAGAGAACACAAGAGAUCGAUGAAAACGAUGCUGAUACAUCCGACAAUUUGAAUCCAAAUAACAUUUCAGGAACAAUAGACACAAACGAGCACAUAACGGGUUAUGAAGUAAAGUCCACGCACAACAAAGCAAGCAAUAGCGGUAUGAAUUGCAUGACAAUAAAUCAACGAACUCAAAUAGAGAUGUCUCCCUUCGCUUUCAGCCAACCUGAGGAGCACGUGCCACUUUAUGCUAACAACAGCGAUCAGUCCUUGCUCGGUCGCGCUACAACUUUAAGUGCCGUAACCCCAUGUCCGAGUGAUGUGAGCAGUUACGAUGCUGGUCAAGAUCUUGGUGGCAGGUCAUACGAUUUGAACUGCAAUCACGUGGGUAGCCUGAUUAAGAAUGAACUACUGUUAGCCGAAAUACAGCCAAUCGAUCUCUCUGUACAUCCCACAUCUUCUGGGUUGUCAGGUUCCUCAGGAUUCAGUUCCGGCGUAGAUACCACACAAUAUUCAAAUGACACUACAAAUUUCAAUAUGUCUGUCGGGAACACUAAAUCGGAUGAAAUUAUUUUACAACUGUCCUCCGCAUUACAGAGUUUGCAUCGUGAACUGCAAACGUACAAUCAAACUAAUAACAAUUGGCUUUGCUUGGAAUUAGCAAAAUUUAAAUUUUUGCAUCCUGAAUUUGAAUAUCAUAAUUAGAAAUGUUGGUACCAUCUAGCAGGUCUAGGUACUAAUU
Molecule: messenger RNA, 1629 nt
Organism: Bactrocera tryoni
Lineage: Eukaryota; Metazoa; Arthropoda; Insecta; Diptera; Tephritidae
Gene: stil
Exons: 5
Coding region: 75-1592 (505 amino acids)
Source: RefSeq, a predicted model, not a curated record